Molecule: messenger RNA, 690 nt
Organism: Acanthosepion pharaonis
Lineage: Eukaryota; Metazoa; Mollusca; Cephalopoda; Sepiida; Sepiidae
Source: the annotation of a GenBank genome assembly
AUGUCCAUUCCUUCAACUUCUGUUUCCUCUACUACUCCCAUGUCCAUUCGUCUAUCAACUUCUGUUCCCACUACUACCAUCACAUCUAUUCCGACUACUAUAAGCACAUCCAUUCCCACAACUUUCGUUCUGAAUACUGCCACCACAUCCAUUCCUACAACAACUUCUGUCCCCACUUCUACCAUCACAUCCAUUCCCACUACUACAAGCACAUCCAUCUCUACAAGAACUUCUGUUCCAACUACUACCACCAUAUCCAUUCCUACAACAACUUCUGUUCCAAUUCCUACCACCACAUCCAUUCCUACAACUCCUAUUCCAACUACUGUCACCCCUACAAUACCUGUAUCAAUAUCUACUGCACCAACUCCUUGUAUAACCCAUUCAUCUAUGAAAUUGUCAACUCACAUCAGUUCUGCUGUAAGUGCCUUUAUGUCUACACCUGUUGCUUCUUUGACAGUGACAGAAAUUCCUUACCGAACCCCACAUCCCACUUCAACAUUUCUGAAACCUAAUUAUGCUUCAACCUCCAAAUCCACAACUGAAAUUACUUCAACUUUAUCUGCGACCACAUCUGUAUCUGCUUCCUCUAAGCUUCCAACUUUAACAUCUUUAACAUCACGUUUAAUUCCAACUUCAGUUGCUGUAUCCUCCUCAGGUAUUUUCUCUGCUUUCUCUUUAAAAUCAUAA